CUCACCGCGCGGCGCACUGCGGCCACACGCAGAAUUAAGUUCAAGUUGUAACUUAGUGAUGAAACAUUUUUGAUUGACAGAAAAUGUGAUUCAGUCGACGAACGCAUUUUUUAUUUUUUUUUCUUUGGAUAUUUGAAAUUCGAAAGUGGAAUUAUUGGAACGUCGACGUGAAUUUUUUAAGAUGGCGCACAGCAUCAUGCUUCGCCUAGCAUACCUACUCACGCUGCUAGCCGUGACGUCAUCACACAAAGCGCAGACCAGGUGGUCCCGCCAGAUCAGCUCCUACACAUCAGACAUUAGCGACUGGGUGCCCCUGUCGGGACCAGUUGAGAGAGACCCCACCCCGCUGCCCCAGAUCAAGAGGCAAGCGGUCGCAGAACCAAGGAUACUCACGGACCCAUUCCCAGAAGUGUCCAGACCAGUUGGAUUUGGCCAAGAUGCGUUCCCCACCAGAUUCUAUAAUUCACCAGCAAAUAGACAGUUGUAUCUUCAAUCAGUGCCGUCGGUACCAUCAGCGCCGCAGAAUUAUUUGACUGAUCAGGGAUUUGGACAAAGCAUUCGAUUUGGCCUAUCCCCAUCGAACUUCCCGUUGAGCCAAGGCUUCGUCGCGCCUCCGUUUACGUAUGAUAACAUUCCGCAGGUUAAACCAAGACCUCAAGCUAUUCCCGCGCCACAGGCCGUGAAAUACGAGACCUACUCUAAACCCUUGCCUGCUGCUCCUCAGCCAAGACCAGCUGGAAACCAAGCUGCUAAAAUAAAGCCCGAACCUCCAAAAUUCGUAGAUGGAUACAGAGCUGAAAACGCUAGCAACGAAUACGUUUAUACUCAGAAGAAGAAACCUCAAUCACUACAGAAGAUCAAGUUUGAAAAUGCUGAGAAACCUAAAAUUGAAACGAUAUCUCAGGGUCAAAACGUGCCGAGGUCCGAAAAGGAAGAGGUGCAGUUACUAUACGUCCCGAUAGAGUCGUUGAAUAGAGGUCAUUUCAACUUCAGAAGCCCGAUAUCUUCACCUCAGUUGGUUAACACGGACUUAUACUCGCAAAACGUGCCGCGACCGAAUCCCUUAAAGCAAGCGUUAACUGAUUACCAAACCCCGGUCCAAAAACAAUUAUCAGAACAGGAAUAUUUCACAGAAUUUAAUUCGCAAUUGAAGGAUUUCGACCAAGUACCAAAAUACUCAACCACGCCUUACCCCACUGCGGCACCGACUACUCCCAAACCGAAGAAAUUGAAGCCCCAUCAGCCUCCUCUAGCUAUAUUUUUGUCCCAAGAAACCCAUAAAAACAGUCACAUGAAAGUUGGUGACGUUCUGUCAUCUCUAAAGAGUUCCAACACUAUAGCUGUUUUGGACUCUGUUAAUCCAUUGAAUGCUCCAAAUGUGUUCAUCGGUCCUUCGACUUUGGUGCCGCCAGAAAACUACGUAAAAUUCGAGCUGCCUUAUUUAUCUAACAUAGAGAAUAGCGAUAAGAAACUCAAGCAACUGCCGUUCUUCGUGGCGCCUUUGAGUUACAACACUCCUCAGGGAUUCGCCAAGAUUCCGUUCCCAUCCCCCCACGUUGGGUCAGUAGUAAUCAACUCACAGAUCAAAGAGCCACAAACGACUCAAGCGAAUGUACCGAAUGUGAUCCCGAACUCGUACGCCGCUGUACCACCUCCUCCGCAACAACAACGACAAGUCUACAGGGAACAGAAGCCAGUCACUCAAAAGCCCACGAUCAGUUUCUACAGCACCUCACCACCGAAAACAUACUCUCCAACCAAUUAUCAAUCAAACUACUACUCUUUCGAGCCGCAAAUGGUGUCAUCUCUUGAACCUCAAAAGUUCCCCGAAACGGCAACCGUGCCUCAGAAACCUAGUAACUAUUUCAUUGGCAAUGCCCCUCAAGAAUACAAUCAGUUCAAUAAGUUCCCACAAAACGAAUACAGGCCUCAGGAACCAGCUCAAUACAUUCCUAAGCAAACGCCACCACCCACGACAACAACGCAGAGAACUACGACGAGAACAACAACAACGAAGCCAUCGACAUAUCCGAGUCAACUGUUAGAAACUCAUAACCCGUACUCUAUCAACCAAGCAUUCCAUUUCAGUACGCCACUGGACUAUCACAACUACUUUGACGACGUUAAGGAGCCAGUAGCUACUCCACGCACGCCAGAGUUCAGGCCAUCGCCGACAUUGAAUCCCAUUUCAACAUCCCCUGCGCCACCUAAGACAGAAGAAGUGGUAACACAGAAACAGACGUACCCACAAGAGGCGGCAUCGCCAAAUUACUCUCAAAACUACAGCCCAGAAAUACAGUACGAAACUGACAUCAAACAUUCCAGAUACCCAGUUUACAACACAAAUGAUUAUACAACCAAGAGUGAAGCGAGCUCUGAAUACAACCAACCACCAACAGAUACUGUUAUCCCCACUGACAACACAGAAAAUGUAGAAACACAACAACCCAUUUUACAAGAGAAUCAGACUGAGAUAUUAAAUUCACAGAAUGCACCCGAAGUUGAUCCUUCGCAGGUGUAUGAAUACAAUCAAUACGAAACAAAUUACAAUCAAGAAGAAGCUAUCACAAGUACUUCAACAACGACUACCACUACAACAACAAGACGACCUCUUCGUAGCCGCGGGCGACCACGAUACACAACCCCUAGAUCUGACUCCAACGAAUCUACAUCCAGACCCGUUGUCACUAGAAAACCUUUAAGAGAACGUCGACCCUUACCGACCAGACAACGAUAUGAACCGAAUAAGAUAACGACCGAAAAGCCUACUAGAAAACCGACUGAAUCUUAUGAAAGUACUACCAAGACCAUUCGGACCAGAACACGAGGCAGAGUUCAAUAUAAAGUUACAGAUAAUGAGGAGUUAUAUGAUAGGAGAGUUAAAACUCACAACAGCAAAGAAGAAGACUUGGCCUACCAAAGAGACGUAUUACACCAAAACUAUCCCGUGACACUGAUGGAAAGGACCAGCACCGUAGAUAUCGAAGCUAUAACAGAACCGGCGCCAAGAAUAUCCUCAACAAGGAAUAUUGAACCUUUACUGAGACUUAUGAUACUGAAAAUGCUUACACUAACGAAAAGGCAUCUAUAACUCAACAGCUACCUGAAAGUGAUACCAAGGAUGAUAUAUUUAUACCCAAGUAUACGUCAAGGGCGACUGCACAAACUGAAACACCUUACGUGCCUAAACUACCUUCAACUCGUAACGAAGAGUAUAUCUAUCACUCUAGAAGUAGUCCGACACCAACUGUACCCGACGUAGUAGAAUAUAAUGAAGCUGUAUCUGAAAGAGAAGACAGCUAUUCAGCUCAAACAACAUCCGCACAAAGAGAAGAACCUGAAACUAAUCAUUACGCUACUGAAACAGCCAGCCCUGUGACAGAAGAAAACGUGCCUAUCUACUCAAUAAAUGACGAAUUGUCUCCUGUAAAACAAGAAGAACCCACGACUUCAUCUGACAUUGAAGUAACUAGAGCUGUGUCGCAAGAAACGACACACGAAGUUGAAGACGAGGAGGAAGAAAAUGUUGUACAAACAACCCCGUCGUACAACAGAGUGCGUGUUCGUCCAGGAGUCAUAAGACAGUAUCACCAAGCAUCUACGGAAUCUUCGAGAACAAAAACAGAAAGAAGAAGACUUCCAGCAGUAACGUAUAGACCAGCCUACGAUAGACGACGAACCACAAUGCGCAUAGAAGAAAUCGAGGCUGAUUUGAAGACAAAACAAGUCCAUUCCCGACCUGAAGUCCAAGAUUACAAGCAUCCAGUUUAUAAACCAGAACCAACUACUGAACCUAGCAGCAUAUCAUCCGGUUCUCAGGAAGUUACGACUAAACGCGGUCAUUUCGCCGCAGGCGACCAACAUAUUCUUACACAACGACGUCGACUGAAGCCUCUGCUACUCGCAGAACCUAUGAAGCUAAAACAGAUUUAGGGUCGCAGGCCUACUGAGAAACCUACGGAUAAACCGGAGCAAGCAUCAGAGGUCACAACAACUACAAAGAACCCUCUUUACACAAGAUAUAGUCAUAGACCUCGAUUAUCAGAAAGAUAUAAUAAGAAGCCGGAAUCUGAAGAAACGGAAGACCAGGAAUCCAACUACUCGAUAAACAGACCGAGAUAUGUCCACCCCGAUAACAGUCGAUGGUCUCCCAAAGUUUCUGGUGAAUCUUUCAAACCGUUUAACCCGAAC
This is a messenger RNA of Manduca sexta (tobacco hornworm), 4191 nucleotides long. RefSeq names its product adhesive plaque matrix protein-like. The coding region runs from base 182 to 3091 and encodes 969 amino acids. NCBI's taxonomy places the organism in Eukaryota, Metazoa, Arthropoda, Insecta, Lepidoptera, Sphingidae. The transcript has 2 exons. The record is from RefSeq and is a predicted model, not a curated record.